Penicillium salamii is the source of this 3249-nucleotide messenger RNA. NCBI's taxonomy places the organism in Eukaryota, Fungi, Ascomycota, Eurotiomycetes, Eurotiales, Aspergillaceae. The record is from the annotation of a GenBank genome assembly.
AUGUACUGGCCCCAUGGUGUUCCCCGGGUCUAUGCGGUCAAUGGGCCCGAUAUUACCUAUGUUUCUGAGGAUCGCGAUAUUCCACGCGCCUCCUCAAUUGAUGAAUCUGGAUCGUUAAAUACACCUGAAAAUGACGGGCAAUCUGAAAUCCAGCACGCGCAAACUGCCAACCAGCAUGAACCGCAAACCGACCCGUCCCCUGAUACGAGCAAACCCAAAUGGGAAGAUGAAGCCAUUAAGGAUGUUUGUGUCUCGCGCUCCGGACAAAUGUUUGCCACAAUGUCAGAAUCAUCGAUUGUUCUCUGGCAAACGAGGCCCACAGCAGUUGUAACAGCAAUCGCUCGAUCUUUGUUCUCCCUAAAGACAUACGGCCCCAAUGUAUCACUUCUUAUGCACCCAGACUCCACAAUACUGGUUGUCCAGACACAGAAUGGAUACCUCCUCACAUACUCAGUGGCAUCGGACCCCGGAACCCGAGUCUACGAGCAGCGGUUUGACCAUUCAACACAUCAUCGUCGGCAACAGCUGGCCAAAUUUGCGGCUGUGGAGGAGGCCAAUGUGGUUGACGACAUUACUAUCCGAUUUCGAAUGGCCAUUAAGAUCGAGUCGGGGAUUGUCAAGGCGUUGGCGCUGGAUCAGGAAUUGGUAGUUGCUACGGUGAAGCCACCAGCUAUCCAAUGUAUCCGAUGGACAGCCGACGCAGGCUCGACUCAGACCAAAUCUGAGCUUUUGAGUCGCAUUCUUGAGGUACCCAAGAAAGUAUCCAUCGUGGACAUGGUAUACAACCGAGCAAUGAACCUCCUCAUCUGGAUCACCAGCAGUGGACAGGUCUAUGCCGUGCAACGGGAUUCAGGGACACAUCAAGAUCCUGGAAUCGCCUCGAAGCUCUUCAACGGACAUUGUUUCCAUGAUCCGAAGACCGAGGGUGAAUAUGCAUUGAAGGUAGCAGUGAACGCACGGUUCUCCCUGUUAUCCGUGAGUUGCUCCAAUGGCGACGUUUUGGUAUACACGGCGAAAGAUUAUAUGGGAAACAUUCCUUUUUCACAUAAGCUUGAUUUGCCAGCCUCGCCGAUCACAACAGGUGCUUUGGCAUUCAUGAGCUACUCUCCAGAUGGAUAUUGCCUUUUUGCUGGUUUCGAAAAUGGCUGGACCACAUGGAGUGUUUUUGGGAAGCCUGGGGGGAACAGUUUCUCGGUGGACCCUGAACUCGCGACGACAAAUGAAGAAGAUUGGCUGAUUGGUGUUUCAAACGGUUGCUGGAUUGGUGGUGGUUCGGAUAUAAUUUUGACAGCACAGAACAACCGUCAUCUGUGGAUUUUGGAGACAGCACGUAGUGCUUUGACUGGGUGUUUCUCGUCUGCAAAUUUGGCCCGUGGACUGCUUCAGACCGGGACUGAGUUCAUUCUCUACCGCGGCCACGAUCUUCCAGAUCUCAUGACAAUUUCAGGGAAGGACUCUUUGUGGCAUCAUGCGCAAUAUCCACCGGCGUAUCUUCAUUCCCAAUGGCCAAUUCGAUCUUGCGUGGUUUCUCAAGAUGGGCGUUACGUCGCAAUCGCAGGCCGAAGAGGUCUUGCGCACUAUAGUGUCAACAGUGGCCGAUGGAAAGUCUUUGAAGACUCCAAGGCUGAAAACUCGUUUGCUGUGCGAGGAGGCAUGUGUUGGUACGGCCACAUCCUAAUUGCAGCUGUAGAGAGCGACGGGUCAUACGAGGUUCGCCUCUAUUCGCGCGAAGCUUCCCUUGGAAACAGCAAUUCCGUCAUGUUCACCGAGUACCUUCCUGCGCCAGUGGUGUUUAUUGGGCCCUCCGGAGAGGAUUCUCUUCUGGUUUAUACUUACGAUAAUAUUUUGUACCACUACAUCAUCAACUCUACGCAGCCUCAGAUCACCUUGGUUCCCGUUGGACAGAUUGCUUUUAAUGGGAUUGUCCGGGCACCGACUCGUGUUCGAUCAAUCAGUUGGGUGUUGCCAGAAGAGCAAAUGCGAAAUGGAGAACCGUCUCAAGAUGUCAAAGUCGCAUCCGUAAUUCUCCUCGUUGACGGAAAUUUAGUUCUUCUGCAGCCCACGGUUUCAGAAACAGGCGAUCUGAAAUAUGACAUGCGUGUCAUCUCUCAUGAUGUGGAAUAUUACAUCUUGAUGCGAGACCAGCUGUCUUUCAACUUCUCACCACAGGUUGAUGACACCCUCCCAGCUAGCCCUUCAGCUGAUAUGGCAUUGGCGCCCCCGCAUAGCAGUCUUUCUCUGAGCGACUCUUUGUGGAUGUUCCGAGGCCAAGACCUGCUUGCCUGGAACGACGUUCAAGAUGUCUUAAGAGAGGAGACGGUGCCGGCACCGCUCAAUAUUCCUCUGGACUUCUACCCAUUGUCUGUUUUAUUAAACAAGGGCAUCGCCCUCGGCGUUGAAUCAGAAAUGAUGCAGCGCCGGGAUGUUACAUUCACCGUUCUGAAAUUCGCCAUUCGAACACACCUGUUCCUCCCCUACUUCCUCCAAUAUGGCUUAACUCACAUCGGAACGGCCGAGGCGCUCGCUCUCUGUCGCCACUUUUCCCACCUAUCCUAUUUUGCCCAUGGCCUAGAGAUUCUGCUACACCACGUCUUAGACGACGAGGUAGAUAACGAGAGCCGAGCCAACAAGACGGAGAAUCCCCAAGAUCGAGCACAACCACUCCUCCCAAUCGUUAUCAAUUUCCUCCAAGCCUCACUCCCCGCCAGAGAGUAUCUAGACAUCGUUGUGCAAUGCACACGGAAAACAGAACUCCGGUCAUGGCGCACACUAUUCAGCUACCUUCCCCCACCCAAAGAUCUCUUCGAACAAGCCCUGAAACUCGACGCACUGAAAACAGCAGUCGGAUACCUCCUCGUGCUCCAAGCCUUCGAAGACGAAGGAGAAGAACACGACGGUCGAAUUGAAGAAUACGUCGUCCGUUUGAUAGCCCUCGCAUCCCAAAAAGGUGACUGGGAGCUAUGUGCUGAACUUGCCCGUUUCCUCAUCGCCCUAGAUGCUUCAGGUGAGAUGUUGAAGCGGGCAAUUGCGAAGGUGGGACUGCGUUCGAACCCAACAUCUUCCAAUGGUCCCCUUAAUACGUCGACUGGUCGAUUUGGUGCUGCGGGAGUCCAGGGGUUGGGGCUGAAUCUCCCCGUUAGGACUGCUUCGUGGUCGUCCCUUUCUCCGACGUCCUCUAUCUCGCCUCGUCAGACUAUACGGGAGGGUGAGGUGGAUGAUAAUCCUUACUCCGCAGACUUAGAUUAUUGA